CAAGUCACAUCUCGCGAGAAUAUAUGCGUCCAAAAAAUUAUGGACGUCGGUGGGAACGGUGGUGGGCUACCUGUAAACAAUAAACAGAGAGCUAUGCUACCUAACAAGAGCAGGGGCGAAUUCACCCGCAACCCGAGAAAAGAUUCAGAGGGGCUGUCUGAGUCUCCAGAUCUCGAGUUUGAAUAUUCUGAUACAGACAAGUGGGCUGCAGAGCUGUCAGAGCUUUACAGUUAUACUGAAGGACCAGAGUUUGCUCUGAAUAGGAAGUGCUUUGAGGAGGAAUUCAGACCUCAUGUAUCUGAUAAGAAGUGGACGGAGCUUGAUGCAGCUCAGCACAGAGCUCACGCCAUGCGGCUGCUGGACAGUCUGGAGGUCAUUGCCCGUGAGAAGAGGCUGAAAGUUGCUCGAGCCAUUCUCUACAUGGCUCAGGGGACCUUUGCAGAGUGCAGCUCUGAGGCUGAGGUGCAGCACUGGAUGAGAUACAACAUAUUUCUGCUGCUUGAUGUGGGGACCUUCUCUGCUCUGGUGGAACUGCUAAACAUGGAGAUAGAUAACAGUGCUGCUUGUAGCAGUGCUGUCAGAAAACCAGCCAUCUCGCUUGCCGAUAGCACAGAUCUCAGGGUGCUGCUGAACAUUAUGUAUCUGAUGGUGGAAACUAUCCAGCAGGACGACCCAGCCGACAAGCCUGAGUGGAAAAUCAUCAGGGAAACUUUCAGGGCAGAACUGGGAUCUCCUCUGUUCAACAACGAGCCCAUUUCCGUCAUGCUCUUUGGUAUGGUUACCAAAUUCUGCAGUGGCCAUGCUCCACACUUCCCAAUGAAGAAGGUGUUACUGCUGCUGUGGAAGAGCAUCCUGUUCACGCUCGGAGGGUUUGAGCAACUCCAAAGUAUAAAAGUCCAUAAACGUGAUGAGCUGGGUCUUCCUCCUCUCCCAGAGGACAGCAUUCGAGUCAUUCGCAGUAUGAGGGCGGCUUCUCCCCCUGCAUCUGCAUCCGACCUCAUAGAGCAGCAACAAAAACGGGCCCGCCGUGAACACAAGGCGCUGAUCAAACAGGACAACCUGGAUGCAUUUAAUGAAAAGGACCCUUACAAGGCUGAUGACUCUCGUGAAGAUGAGGAUGACAAUGAUGACAACGACAACUCGAUAGAGGCAGAGACGUUCCCUCUGGAGAGGGAUGAAGUGAUGCCUCCACCCAUUCCUCACCCUCCAUCAGAGAGGGUCUCCUUCCCCAAGGGUCUUCCGUGGGCUCCUAAAGUCAGGGAAAAAGAUAUUGAAAAUUUUCUCGAAUCCAGUAGAAGUAAAUUCAUUGGUUACACACUUGGAAGUGACACCGACACAGUGGUUGGAUUGCCCAGGCCAAUUCAUGAGAGCAUCAAGACGUUAAAGCAGCACAAAUACGUCUCUAUAGCUGAGAUGCAAGUUUCAAAAGAGGAGGAAUUUCAGAAAACCCCUCUGUCUGGUGGAGAAGAAGAAGUGGAGAUGUGCUCCACCGAGCUGCUCUAUCAGGGAAUUCUGCCCAGUUUGCCUCAGUAUAUGAUUGCACUGCUGAAGAUUCUGCUCGCUGCAGCUCCAACAUCCAAAGCCAAAACAGACUCCAUUAACAUCCUGGCCGACGUGCUGCCCGAGGAGAUGCCGACCACAGUGUUGCAAAGCAUGAAACUCGGUGUUGAUGUCAAUCGACACAAAGAGAUCAUUGUGAAGGCCAUUUCUGCCAUCCUGCUGCUGCUUCUGAAGCACUUCAAACUUAACCACAUCUAUCAGUUUGAGUAUAUGGCUCAGCACCUGGUGUUUGCCAACUGCAUCCCCCUCAUUCUGAAGUUCUUCAACCAGAACAUCAUGUCUUACAUCACAGCUAAGAAUAGCAUUUCAGUACUUGAUUUUCCAUAUUGUGUGGUGCAUGAGCUCCCAGAGUUAACCGCGGAGAGUUUGGAAGCAGGAGACAACAAUCAGUUUUGCUGGAGGAAUCUGUUUUCCUGCAUUAACCUGCUGAGGAUCCUCAACAAACUGACCAAGUGGAAGCACUCCAGAACCAUGAUGCUGGUUGUGUUUAAGUCAGCUCCCAUCCUGAAGAGGGCGCUGAAGGUCAAGCAGGCCAUGAUGCAGCUCUACGUCCUCAAACUGCUCAAAGUGCAGACCAAGUACCUCGGACGCCAGUGGAGGAAAAGCAACAUGAAGACCAUGUCAGCCAUCUACCAGAAGGUCCGUCAUCGCCUCAACGACGACUGGGCUUAUGGAAACGAUCUGGACGCUCGUCCCUGGGACUUCCAGGCUGAGGAGUGCGCUCUGCGGGCCAACAUUGAACGCUUCAAUAGUCGGCGUUACGACAAGAGCCACAGUAAUCCAGACUUCCUGCCUGUGGACAACUGCCUGCAGAGUGUUCUGGGGCAGCGAGUGGAUCUGCCUGAGGACUUUCAAAUGAAUUACGACCUGUGGCUGGAGCGCGAAGUUUUCUCCAAACCUAUAUCCUGGGAAGAACUGCUACAGUGAGAAUCAGCCUCUCACAAUAUCCUUGAUGUGUUUUUUAAAAAUCAAACUGUUUCAAUCAGGAGUUCAGACAAAACACCAACAGUGCUCUCACUGAUCAAACACUGGGCAAAGUGUCGCGUUGCAUGUUCUGUGCAGACUGAAGGUGGAUUCCACUCAGAAGUCACCCAGGUGCUGACUCUGAACCAUCAGUGUGCAUCAGUGCGGUUUUACAGUUUGAUCGGGGCUCCAACCAAAUGCUUUAUGUGAUGAACUUUUGCCUUUAAGAAACUUAGCAUUAUUGUUAUUUCAAUCCACUUGUUACACAAAAAAAGACAUAAUUGUUUUGUAUUUAGGUUCCCUGACACUUUUCCUUCCACUCACGGUUUUUACAAGAAAUUGAUGAUGAUGAAUUUGGUGAUAAAUUGCAUCUGUGGACUCAAACCCAAGUCCUUCCCUUGCUCUGUGUGCCUCUAAUCUGCUACAGUGGGUCACUAACCGACCUGGAAAGCACUACAUGACAACUUUCAUUUUAAAUACAUUUAUUUGGAAUACAUUUUAAGUAUUAACUGUUAAGACAAGGCUGCCUUCAGCACAUGUAGGCUAAUUAAUCUAACAUUCCUCAAUUUCAUCUCAUCAGUUUAUCUUUUGCAGACAGAUGAAAGGAGUGGACGCAGGCUGUUUCUGUUGGUCAGAGUUUGUGUGUACAAAUGAAGACGUGUUAGUUUUUAAUAGUUACCCUCUGAAGGGACUGAUCUCCUGUUUACCAGAUUAACCUUAUUAUUGUUCUGACUACAAACUGUGUCGUGGGACCAUCGAAGUCAUCGUUCAGACCUCCAUUGACCACCACAUGAAACUACAGCUAUGAAUUUUUACCUAAGAACAAACUCAUUAUCGUCUUAAUUCAGUUUGCUGUGCAGUCACUAACAUAAACAGAAACAUUUCUGGUUUGAGAUCUGUUGUUUCUGAGUUUUGAACUGAAAGUUAGAACUUAAUUUUUUUCCAGUAACAGAACCAUUUUCCUUCCUUUUUUUAACACCAUUUUUUGUUUGCUUGUUUUAUGAACAAGGUUUAGGAAAUGAGAAUACAUGUAAAUUGUGAAACUUAUUUAUCAUGGCUUUCGUCUUUGUUUUACAUUGACUUAAAUACUGUAAUAAAAUUAUACUGUCAUUCA
Messenger RNA from Acanthochromis polyacanthus (spiny chromis), 3637 nucleotides. RefSeq names its product striatin interacting protein 1 (gene strip1). NCBI's taxonomy places the organism in Eukaryota, Metazoa, Chordata, Actinopteri, Pomacentridae. The record is from RefSeq and is a predicted model, not a curated record. Gene Ontology annotation, biological process: cytoskeleton organization. The transcript has 20 exons. Gene Ontology annotation, cellular component: cytosol. The coding region runs from base 40 to 2487 and encodes 815 amino acids.